Neofelis nebulosa (Clouded leopard) is the source of this 1137-nucleotide messenger RNA. It is a transcript of the gene UBXN1, whose product is annotated as UBX domain protein 1. Lineage: Eukaryota; Metazoa; Chordata; Mammalia; Carnivora; Felidae. Gene Ontology annotation, molecular function: protein binding. Bases 154 to 1044 code for a protein of 296 amino acids. The record is from RefSeq and is a predicted model, not a curated record. The transcript has 10 exons.
CUGUGUUUUCUGGCUCUCGGCGGCACCCGUCCACGUCCGCCCCCACGUGACCCAAACAGAUCCGGGCACUUCCGCUUCCCCUCGGCUUUCUUCUCGUCAGUGUCCGCGGCGGGUCUAGAGCCGGGUCCCCGCGGAAGCGGCGGUGGUGGCGCCAUGGCGGAGCUGACGGCUCUGGAGAGUCUCAUCGAGAUGGGCUUCCCUAGGGGACGCGCGGAGAAGGCUCUGGCCCUCACGGGGAACCAGGGCAUCGAGGCUGCAAUGGACUGGUUGAUGGAGCACGAAGACGACCCCGAUGUAGACGAGCCUCUACCGACCCCCCUUGGACACGUCCUGGGACGGGAACCCACCUCCUCGGAGCCAGGCGGCCCUGAAGGAACCAGCUCUAACGCCGGAGAAGGCAAACCCGUUUUGAGUGAAGAGGAGAGACAGGAACAGACUAAAAGGAUGUUGGAGCUGGUGGCCCAGAAGCAGCGGGAGCGGGAAGAAAGAGAGGAGCGAGAGGCAUUAGAACGGGAACGGCAGCGCAGGAAACAAGGGCAAGAGUUAUCAGCUGCCCGACAGCGGCUACAGGAAGAUGAGAUGCGCCGGGCUGCGGAAGAGCGGAGGAGGGAAAAGGCUGAAGAGUUAGCAGCCAGACAAAGAGUCCGAGAAAAGAUUGAAAGAGACAAAGCAGAGAGAGCCAAGAAGUAUGGUGGUAGCGUGGGUUCUCGGCCGUCACCACCAACAGAGCCAGGCCCUGUUCCCUCCUCUCCCAGCCAGGAGCCUCCCACCAAGCGGGAAUAUGACCAGUGUCGCAUACAGGUCAGGCUGCCAGAUGGGACCUCACUGACCCAGACGUUCCGGGCACGGGAACAGCUGGCAGCUGUGAGGCUCUAUGUGGAGCUCCACCGUGGAGAAGAGCCUGGAGGGGACCAGGACCCCGUGCAGUUGCUCAGUGGCUUCCCCCGGCGGGCCUUCUCAGAGGCUGACAUGGAACGGCCUCUGCAGGAGCUGGGACUUGUGCCUUCUGCUGUCCUCAUUGUGGCCAAGAAAUGUCCCAGCUGAGAGGCCUUUAUCCCACCAUCCCUCUCUGACAUCUUCAUGUUUGAUAGAGCACUGACAUCUCCUUCCUAAUAAAUAGACCCUCUGAGUUCUGUA